GGGUCAUGAGAGGAGACUGUUUCAACUGAGGGACCGUCUUCAUGCUUCAAUCUAGCCUUCGUCGCGUCCUGAAGCUACGUUUUACCACACAAAGAUUGGCGCCAUUUUGCUGUUCCAUCGCCAAUCCAUCAUACACUCACAGUUUGAGCUCCCAGAGUCACACAAGUUCACGCAAUAAAACAUGGGACGGUCAUCUCAGCAACAUCCAAAAACCCGCUCGACGCGUGUUUCGAUCCCGUGUCAAUGGGCUUCUGCGCUCUAUAGACAGUCGCAUUCUCGCAAAGGGCCCUGACGACGUAGAAACCUACAUCCAUGACAAAAUUUCCGUGACGAAAUUUGACAAUGUAUACCGCUCGACGAUGUUCAACCGACUUAUCCAUUUCUUGCUUGAAAGGCACCUUUUCAAGCUAGCCAUCUCAGUCUACAAGAGAAUGCUCCAAGAGCAGUUCUUUCCCAGCCGUAACAUUAGCUUGAAAGUGACGGCGAUGACAGAAAUCUUGGAUGAUAUGGCCGACGCAUUCAUCUCUAUCCGCAACGUUGACCUCUCUGCGUCCGGAAAUCUGGUCAGCGUCACGGUAACCGCAUGUAUGCGCGCAGGGCAAAUGGACGCUGCAGAACGUUGGCUGAAGAAGUAUGAGAGCGACUGCAUGGAGCAGGGUGUAGCCCCCGAUGCAGCUCCUUACGCGGGCAUACUGGAGACAUUGCAGGAAAUCCAACCCGAAAACUCCGGAGCUGUUCAGGCCACGCUGUACCGCAUGCGCUCAGAGGGUGUCACGCCUAAUAUAUCAGUUUUCAACGCGCUUAUUCGCUCUAGCCUCACCCGUCGAGAAUACACCGAGGCCUUUGGGCUCUAUCACGCAAUCAUGACCAACCGUUCUGCUUCCCUCUUGCCCAGCGACCUCACUUUCAAGAAACUAUUCCGUGCAUCUAAAUUCUUGAGUCACAAACGUUCACGGAAACACAAGCGCCCGGAAAACGCUGUCCCUCCGCGCCAAUUGUUUCGGGAUAUGGUCCAAUGCCAUCUUCUGCGCACCGGGAAUACUCCCCUGGCGCACUCCAACAUAGUUUCAGUGUCCUGCCUACACCUUGCACUGCGGACCUUCAUGGCUCUUGAGGAUUAUCCCGCUGCUAUCAUGACGCUCCGCGGAUUCGACUACUUUGGGUUCCGGCCAAAUUUACAAACCUAUUUGAUUGUCAUCACCAGUAUCGUACUGCGCAUAAAACAGGAGCUGGGACACGUCUGCACGACUGACCAGCACCGCUUCGCAGAUUUCGUCAUGCACAUGAAGCCUCGGGAGCCCCCCGACAUCGACGUGCUGGAGCGGAGGAUUCAACGUGGAGAAUCUGUAGUAGAAUUAUCUGGUCCUACUUGCGUUGGCCCUGAAACAGUCACACACCUCCUCAGCCUCGGGGAGCCAACCACCCCGUCCCAGUCUGAGACAGCGCAUACCGGGCGCAGACGACUGCCCACGUCUAUCAUCCCUACCGUCGAUAUGCUCGUAGGAACCACUCCCCCCUCACCUUUCCAAGAACUUUCGCUCAUACCGCUUGCGAGACUGCUAAGAAAAAUGAUGUUCGUGAGUCUUUGUAAGAAAGCUGCGGGUGGCAAGAGGGAAGGCUGGGAUUGGAAAGCGGCAGUGGGCCCCAUAUUAACGAGCGCGAAAGAGGACAUCAAAGGGAAGACGGAGAAGGACAUGUUGGAGCGAGGGGAUCGCUUGCCGUCCUCGGCCUCGAGGGUGAGAAGGAUGGUUAGGAAGCAGACCCUUCACUCAUUGGGGUGCAGAGACUGAUAGAGCUGUAUACUUGAUCCGUGGGCGUUUCGUGUAACAUGCUAAUACACGCAUCCAGUCCUGCGGACGAUUGGGAGUGAACAAAUGAUGAGUUGGGUUUGGCUAGGGGAGGACAAAGACGUCGAAUCCGGAGGAGCGGUGACGCUGUAGUUGUGAAGGUGCGCGAGUCCUAGAACACUUGCAAUGUGCAAAUUUAUAGGUAGUGCAGCAUAUCUAUUC
Messenger RNA from Suillus paluster, 2009 nucleotides. RefSeq lists its product as uncharacterized. Gene Ontology annotation, molecular function: protein binding. The transcript has 2 exons. The record is from RefSeq and is a predicted model, not a curated record. The coding region runs from base 42 to 1790 and encodes 582 amino acids. Lineage: Eukaryota; Fungi; Basidiomycota; Agaricomycetes; Boletales; Suillaceae.